UAGCUGACCAAUCGAGCAUUUCCGGUAACCUAUCGGGAUAGAUUUCACAACAUUUUACAGUGAAUAAGUCGCAAUUCGAGGGAGCCAGAUAUAUUUAAAGUUUGAUUUGAAUCGACUGUCAAUAAGCGUUCCUAUUUAAAUAGAUAUGCCGAAAAAUAAGGGUAAGGGAGGUAAAAAUCGUCGGAGAGGGAAGAAUGAAAAUGAGAAAGAAAAGCGUGAGUUGGUGUUCAAAGAGGAUGGACAAGAGUAUGCACAAGUAUCCAAAAUGCUGGGGAAUGGGCGGUUAGAAGCGAUGUGUUUUGAUGGAGUAAAGAGAUUGUGUCACAUCAGAGGGAAGUUGAGAAAGAAGGUGUGGAUCAACUCUGGAGACAUUAUCCUGCUGGGUUUAAGGGAUUAUCAAGAUGCAAAGGCAGAUGUUAUUUUAAAGUACACACCAGAUGAGGCUAGAAAUCUUAAAACAUAUGGCGAACUGCCUGAAUCAGCGAGAAUCAAUGAGAAUGUUGAUGAAGGCGAGACGGGAGAAGAUUUCAUCACAUUUGACGACUAUGAUGGAUCAGAUGAUGACAUUGACGACAUAUGACGACACAUCAGGAAGAUUGUUUCUCUGUGUUUGUAUGUUGUAUAGGAAAGAUUCAUUCUCAUGUGGGGACAUUUUGUAUGUCUGUUGUGUGAAGAUGUUAGUGGGUUUUUUGUAAAACAUUUAACUAGAAUACUUUUGUUUCACUUUCUAAAUUGGGUACUUAUGUUGGAAUGUAAGUUAAAAAAAGGAACUAAAUAUGAAAGCAUUGAGAUUGCUAAAAGAUGUUUAUUUUUUCUUUAAUGUCUUUGAAAAUUCAUUACCAAGGUGGAUUUGGCUGUGAAAAGUUAGGAAAUACUUCUGAUCUUGUUUAUAUCAAAAUUGUCUAAUGAAUUUGUAGACAUUCAAAAGUCAUAUUUUAUUCACAAAUUAUGUAUUUUCAUAUCAUAUGCUAAGUUUUUUAGUAAUGCGGAUUAUAAUUUUUUAUUAUGAUUUUGCUACUGCUCUUUUCAUCAGAUUUGUUUUGUGCAUGAUAUUUAUCCUGCAUUCAUAAUGGAAAUAAGAUGUGAACUCUUAAAGUUCAUUGUCUUUCACAAGUAUUGCCAUAAAAUGAUUUUAGCCUCAAGUAAAACUGUGUCAUCUUCAUUUAUUAGUAUGCAUCCAAAUAAAUCUACAGAAAUACGAUUACAAUUCAUUUUAGCAACUCUCUUAAUUGAAAAUAGCUUGAAAAUUACAUGUAUUUGUUGAACACAUAAUUAUUAAAAAAAUGUUUCAAUAGUUUUUGAAUAAACCUUUUUCCUCAAA
This is a messenger RNA of Mya arenaria, 1321 nucleotides long. RefSeq names its product eukaryotic translation initiation factor 1A, X-chromosomal-like. Gene Ontology annotation, molecular function: translation initiation factor activity; RNA binding. The transcript is spliced from 6 exons. Gene Ontology annotation, cellular component: cytoplasm. Gene Ontology annotation, biological process: translational initiation. The record is from RefSeq and is a predicted model, not a curated record. Lineage: Eukaryota; Metazoa; Mollusca; Bivalvia; Myida; Myidae. Bases 146 to 580 code for a protein of 144 amino acids.